UCACAGUCUCCAUCCCUUUAUGGUUUGACAACGAAAAAAACUUUUCAUGUCAGUCGGUUAAAAUUCAUUGUUGCCUGUCCAGCCAAUCAUAGUUUUUGACGACACAAAAGAGGCUAAAGUUGGAGUAUAAAAAGGUGUGCGCUAAUAAAGUAUGAUGCCUAUCAGUGUGGGACAUUAAUCCAAAGCCAGUGCCGCCGCGCGUUAGGUCCAGCACACACCGAGGGAUCUUUUUUAAACGAAACCGCACACCUUAGAGACAAUGCCUUUGUCUCAGACUGUGCUGUAUCUCAGCUUGCUGAUUGCUUUGGGUCCAGUAGUUUGGAGUGACCAAGAGACGCACCAGCAGCCCUCCGCCAGCAGCCCCGAGGACACGGAGCAGUGCUCCUCUACCUGCGAGGUCCGCCAGCAGAUUAAAACCAUGCGAUUAAACGCGAUCAAAUCUCAGAUUUUGAGCAAACUGCGAAUGAAAGAAGCUCCUAAUAUCAGCCGAGAUGUGGUGAAGCAGCUGCUGCCCAAAGCGCCGCCGCUGCAGCAGCUCCUCGACCAGUACGACGUGCUGGGAGAUGACAACAAGGAGCUGGUUAUGGAGGAGGACGAUGAGCAUGCCAUCACGGAGACAAUCAUGAUGAUGGCCACUGAACCCGAGUCCAUCGUCCAAGUGGAUGGAGAACCGAAGUGCUGCUUUUUCUCUUUUACUCAAAAGUUCCAAGCCAGUCGCAUAGUCCGGGCUCAGCUCUGGGUGUAUCUGCGGCCGGCGGACGAGGCGACCACUGUGUUCCUGCAAAUCUCCCGCCUGAUGCCGGUCACAGACGGGAACAGGCACAUACGCAUCCGCUCUCUGAAGAUCGACGUGAAUGCCGGGGUCAGCUCUUGGCAAAGUAUAGACGUCAAGCAAGUGUUGGCCGUGUGGCUGCGGCAGCCGGAGACCAACUGGGGCAUCGAGAUCAACGCCUUCGAUUCUAGGGGAAACGACUUGGCCGUGACGUCUGUAGAGCCUGGAGAGGACGGACUGCAACCAUUCAUGGAGGUUAAGAUCUCAGAGGGCCCCAAGCGUGCCAGGAGAGACUCAGGCCUGGACUGUGACGAGAACUCUCCAGAGUCCCGCUGCUGCCGUUAUCCGCUCACAGUGGACUUUGAAGACUUUGGCUGGGACUGGAUUAUUGCCCCAAAGCGCUACAAGGCCAACUAUUGCUCCGGGGAGUGUGAGUACAUGCACUUACAGAAGUAUCCGCACACCCACCUGGUGAACAAGGCUAACCCCAGAGGGACCGCAGGCCCCUGCUGCACCCCCACCAAGAUGUCGCCCAUCAACAUGCUCUAUUUUAACCGAAAGGAGCAGAUCAUCUAUGGCAAGAUCCCUUCCAUGGUGGUGGACCGUUGUGGAUGCUCUUGAGUUGGGACGGAGACCCUGGCGAGAGGGAGGGGAGCACGGAGGGGCCGUGGCUCGGUCCGGCCUCCAGCUUCAGACUUUUUGACACAACCAAUCCACAAGUUCCAAUGCUUUCCUGCAGAACACGGUGCAGUAGAACCAGAGUAGAAGCCACAAACAGCCCGACCUUCCCACAGGGCAGCGCUUUUCACAACCGGCAUAGCUCUUACUUUUCUUUCCUCCAGUGAAAUCUUAGCCAUAGAGGCUUGAAGUCAGAUGGAUGCAGAAACAUACAUACGCACACUCACACACCUGCUGGACCUCGGAGUGAAUGUAGACAGAAAUGAUCAAAGUUAACCAAAAACUUGUUUUUUUUUCCUGUCUCUGUGUUCUGUGCCGUCCAUUUAUACACACACAUGCCAACAGAUUAUACUCGUACGCCAUCUACUCCACUCCACUCGUAGCCAACAUACAAGCUAUUACACUUUUUGCUAAGCUAUGUGUCUGUGAUAAUCAUUUUUCGAGUUAUGUUUUCAGAGUGAAACCAGGAAUCCUCAUGGACUUUUUGAAAGGGCUUGGAAAAACCCAGCUGGAGACACUUUGGAGUGAUAUUUCACACUGGUAGAACAUGUUUUAGUACACACCGGUUUGUAGGAGUCAAUAAAAAAAUAAAACUGACCGCACGGCAAACCCUUAGUCACUCCCACAUUACUACUGGCAUUUAUAAAGACCCAGCCAAACAUUGCAACAUUACUAAUUUGGAAAAUUAAGCAGGUUAUUUAUCUUUCCUUUGUUGGAUCAAACUUUGAGUUCUAAUUUUGUGAGAAUUCGGGAAUAAACCCCUAAAGGCAGGUGGUGGCAUGGUGGUUGAUCGUGUCGAGAUCCUAUUGACAUAAAAAUGUUCCACCAGGUUGAAGUAGCACUUGAGGUUUUGACACGUCUUCAUGUACUCUACCAUACAUACACGCAGCCGACUGAGGAGCGUUCUUGCUCGGUCAUAAUCUUCACUAUCCAACAAAACAGCCUGACCUGCCCGAUACACUUGAAUUAUUCUGAUUGUAAAUUCACAUUACUGGACAGAAGGACUUGAACUGAAGGCACAAUGAAUGCAGCCUACAAAUGAAAAAUGUGUUAAAGACAGAGAAAAUGGAUUGUCGAGAUGUAUGAAUGUUGAGAUCAUGCUUAAACUCUGUCUUACAAACAACACCGUUUGCACUAUGGCACACCAAUAGAAAGAAUUGGUUGCUACAAAAGUUGUAAAAACUGAUUUUGAUAUGUUUGCUGAUUUGUAUUGUAUACAUAUGCCAUUGUUUCCAUUAGGAGUUGCCUUUCUAAACCACUGUUGGGAAAUGUAUAAAAACCACAAUCUAGCAAGAUGAAAGAUGUAAUACAGCAACUCUAUAUACUUGUUUUAACAAAUAAAGUUUCUAGCUUGUUUGUUGA
This is a messenger RNA of Perca fluviatilis (European perch), 2812 nucleotides long. RefSeq names its product myostatin b (gene mstnb). The record is from RefSeq and is a predicted model, not a curated record. The transcript has 3 exons. The coding region runs from base 260 to 1393 and encodes 377 amino acids. Gene Ontology annotation, biological process: SMAD protein signal transduction. NCBI's taxonomy places the organism in Eukaryota, Metazoa, Chordata, Actinopteri, Perciformes, Percidae. Gene Ontology annotation, cellular component: extracellular region. Gene Ontology annotation, molecular function: growth factor activity; cytokine activity.